Molecule: messenger RNA, 780 nt
Organism: Blepharisma stoltei
Lineage: Eukaryota; Ciliophora; Heterotrichea; Heterotrichida; Blepharismidae
Source: the annotation of a GenBank genome assembly
AUGAAAUUAAAACAUAUAGAAAGCGCUAUACAACAAAUUUGUCCUGUACAGGAUUUUGAUGGGCGGCCUACAAUAGAUCUGGAGCAAUAUACGACACCUCCAAGGUUAGCUGCUGAAAUGAUUUCGACGAUUCAAUAUAGCCUGAGCUCUCAUAUGGCUUUGGAUCUAGCCACACUUAAGCAAUUUGGCUUAGUUCUUAUCAUAAAACUCCCGAAAAAUUAAAGAUCAAAUACUUUCCAGUUAAGGAAUUAUGCAACCCCCCUAGCCAUACGAGAACUCGGGAUAUAUGACUUUGAUGAUAUUGAAGGUAAAAUUGUGGCUGAUUUUGGAUGUGGAUGUGGAAUUUUGUCAGCUGGGUGCCUAUUGAUGGAGCCAGAUACGUUAUACGCAGUUGAUGUUGACAUGAAAUGCAUUGAAAUAACACAAAUGCAUUUAGAGGAAGUAGAUGGUAUUGUGGAAUAUUUGCAUUGCAAUAUCAAUGAGCAGAUGGAUUUGAAGGGAAGAGUUAUAGAUACUGUUAUUACAAACCCGCCGUUUGGGACAAGGGUGCAAGGUGCUGAUUUAGGAUUUGUGGUGGCAGGGUUAAAAGCAGCCAAUGUCGUCUAUUCGUUGCAUAAAACUUCAACGAGAGAGAAUUUAAGAAAAAAAGCAAGAGAAAUGGGUGCAAAUGGAGAAGUUGUUAGCUCUGUAAGUUUCGCGUUGCCAAAGAUGUAUAAAAUGCAUAAGAAAAAGAGCGUUGACAUUGAAGUUGAUUUUUGGAGGUUUACAAAAGUAGAAUAG